Neltuma alba is the source of this 1976-nucleotide messenger RNA. RefSeq names its product sugar carrier protein C. The record is from RefSeq and is a predicted model, not a curated record. Bases 241 to 1806 code for a protein of 521 amino acids. Gene Ontology annotation, biological process: monosaccharide transmembrane transport. Gene Ontology annotation, molecular function: monosaccharide transmembrane transporter activity. Gene Ontology annotation, cellular component: membrane. The transcript is spliced from 5 exons. NCBI's taxonomy places the organism in Eukaryota, Viridiplantae, Streptophyta, Magnoliopsida, Fabales, Fabaceae.
UCCACUGCAUCUCCACUUCGACGGAGAGAAACUGUGCUCGCCAGUGGAGAGAAACCGUGCCCUUUUGGGAUAGGGUAUCUACGGGGAUUUUUCGCUUCUUUAAGCUCAACUAGGAAGCUCAAUGUCAAAUUGUCAAGGCCUCCUCGUCUAUAUAUAAUACCCUCCCGUUGCCGGUUGGAAGAACCUCAUAGCGUCUCCUGCUUCCAGUUUCGGGAUCUCUGUGUCUUAUUUGGAGAGAAAAUGCCGGCCGUCGGAGGAAUCGGAGAAGGUGGCGGGAGGGAGUAUCCCGGCAACCUCACUGUGUUCGUGACGAUAACAUGUAUAGUUGCAGCUAUGGGUGGUCUGAUCUUCGGCUACGAUAUUGGGAUUUCCGGUGGUGUGACGUCCAUGGAUCCGUUCUUGGAGAAGUUCUUCCCGUCGACCUACCGGAAAAAGAACCUAGACAAGUCGACCAACGAGUAUUGUCAGUACGACAGUCAGGUACUGACGAUGUUCACGUCGUCGCUGUACCUGGCGGCGCUUCUGUCGUCGAUAGUCGCGUCCACCGUGACGCGUAAGUUUGGCCGGAAAUUGUCGAUGCUCUUCGGAGGUGUUCUGUUCUUCGCCGGAGCUCUGAUCAAUGGCUUCGCAAAAGCCGUUUGGAUGUUGAUUCUUGGUCGGAUCUUGCUCGGAUUCGGUAUCGGAUUCGCCAAUCAGUCUGUGCCACUGUACCUCUCAGAGAUGGCUCCAUACAAAUACAGAGGAGCUCUGAACAUAGGCUUUCAAUUAUCAAUCACCAUCGGAAUUCUAAUAGCCAGCGUGCUGAACUACUUCUUCGCAAAGAUCAAAGGAGGUUGGGGAUGGCGGCUGAGCUUAGGCGGAGCAAUGGUACCGGCGCUGAUAAUCACAGUCGGGUCGCUUCUUCUUCCCGACACACCGAACUCCAUGAUCGAACGAGGAGAUCACGGCGGAGCGAGGAAGAAGCUCCAGAAAGUCCGAGGGAUCGACGACGUCGACGAGGAGUUCAACGACCUGGUGGCGGCGAGUGAAGCGUCGAAGCAAGUGGAGCAUCCAUGGCGAAACCUGUUGCAGAGGAAGUACCGGCCACAUCUCACUAUGGCCAUACUGAUCCCCUUCUUCCAGCAAUUCACUGGAAUCAAUGUGAUCAUGUUCUAUGCGCCUGUGUUGUUCAAUUCAAUUGGGUUUAAAGAUGAUGCAGCUCUCAUGUCUGCUGUCAUCACUGGUCUGGUUAAUGUGGUUGCCACCAUGGUCUCCAUCUACGGAGUAGAUAGGUGGGGACGAAGAAAGCUCUUCCUCGAGGGUGGGGCCCAAAUGCUUGUAUGCCAGGCUGUGGUUGCCGCUUGCAUUGCAGCCAAGUUUGGGAUUGAUGGGAACCCAGGGGAUUUACCAAAGUGGUACGCAGUGGUGGUGGUUCUGUUCAUCUGCAUCUACGUGGCAGGCUUCGCGUGGUCAUGGGGCCCACUAGGGUGGUUGGUCCCCAGUGAGAUAUUUCCGUUGGAGAUCCGGUCCGCAGCUCAGAGCGUAAACGUCUCAGUGAACAUGCUCUUCACCUUCUUCGUGGCACAAGUCUUCUUGGCGAUGCUCUGUCACAUGAAGUUUGGGCUUUUCAUCUUCUUUGGCUUCUUCGUGCUCGUCAUGUCCAUCUUCAUCUAUUACUUCCUUCCUGAGACCAAAGGAAUUCCCAUUGAAGAGAUGGGUAAAGUUUGGAAGACGCAUUGGUUCUGGGCGAAGUAUGUGGCAAGUGAUGAAGAUUAUGGGAAUGGGGUUCAAAUGACCAAAGGAGGUCAAGAUAUCAAGAAUGUGUAAUUAGUUUCGGUUUCUAAUUGGGUCUGAGAUUUAAGGUUCCUUUUCUUUUUCUUUUUCUUUUUCUUCACUUUGGGUUUAAUUUACUGGUUUAAAUGUAAUUUCUUGUCAGUGCGAAUAUAAUUCGAAUACUUGCCCGCAACGAAAGUGUGUGCCUGAUAUAUUCGGAGAAA